This is a messenger RNA of Heterobasidion irregulare TC 32-1, 888 nucleotides long. RefSeq lists its product as uncharacterized. The transcript is spliced from 3 exons. The record is from RefSeq and is a predicted model, not a curated record. Lineage: Eukaryota; Fungi; Basidiomycota; Agaricomycetes; Russulales; Bondarzewiaceae. The coding region runs from base 1 to 888 and encodes 295 amino acids.
AUGGACCAGUAUUCAAUUUACAGGUCUUACACAUCUCGCUCUGUGCGAGGCUCGGCCUCCGGCCAUCAACACUCCGUGAAGGACGGCACCACAACGAUCUCGAGAUGUCUGACUGGUGGGGUGAAUCUCUCAACCAUCCCAUCAGGUGUGCCAUUGUUGGGCGACAAAUCCACCCUCUUAAUCACCCGACCCAGCUCUAGCCUCAAAGUUGAAGAUGACGACGAGUACUCUAUCUUGCUAUCAGCGUACAGCGAGGGCCGCGCUGAUCAGUCCAUGCUCACUGCUUGUCAUACAAUCGAUGAUUUAUCGGCCCUCGAGGCGCCAAGAAGUGUUGCAGCGUUCUUGUCCAUAAUCAAUCCCUCACAUGUUAAAUAUCUUUUCCUCGGCCGAGAGGUAUAUCCAGAUCUAGACCUGGUACCCAUCUUCCAAGUCCUGCCCUCGGUCGACGUCUAUUCGUUCGACUAUUGGGAUCAUCGGCAAUGUCUUCUGCCACUAUUUCAGGGUGUUGCUACCCAGUCUUUGGAGACUAUUCGAAUCCUAUUCCCCAUCUAUUAUAAAGACGAUAUGAAAGGGCUCGAUGACGAUGAGUUUAUUCAUAAUCUUGAAGAGAAGGUUAUUCACCGAGCGGAAAAUGGGCAGCGGCUGAAGGCUGUCUAUCUUGAUAUUAUCCAGGUGCCGGGUCUCGAAGCGAAUCAUAUACUGCGGGACCGACACAAAAAGAUCUUGCCACGCUACGGUAGGGUCCGCGACAAUGUCGAUACUCUGGAGAUACAGUAUCGUAGCUCAAAGUGGUUAGGUGACGCAGAGUUGCACACUCAAUACGAUUCCACUGCAUGGAUGCACGAUUGGGAUUUUGGUGCGUUGCGUUUUCCUUGUAAAGCUCCUUGA